Molecule: messenger RNA, 1845 nt
Organism: Mesorhabditis belari
Lineage: Eukaryota; Metazoa; Nematoda; Chromadorea; Rhabditida; Rhabditidae
Source: the annotation of a GenBank genome assembly
AUGGGCACUAUGAAAACCUGCCCGAAAUGUCGCACGUUAAUCACAACAAGAGCCAUCAAUUUCUCUCUUUUGGGAGCAAUCGAGCAAUUCGAGCAACAAAAGACUGAAUUAUUGAAGUUGAGGGCGAGACAGAGCGCUCAGACUCGAGAACAAGAUGUAACAUCGGGAACUCUCAACGAGCUGAAGAAUUCUUUAGGGAACCUCAAAUUGGAGAGUGAGGCAAUGCAAAGACAAAGGGCUCAAGAGACGCUUGCGCAAAUCAAUUACCUUCAAAACCAAGUUCACCAGCAAGUGAAUCAGAGACAAAUCACGGAUCUCAAUGUGCAGAUCAUUGCGCUACAGAAUCGCUUGAGCCGCGAGAAUCAGAGCAAGGAUCGCCGAGUGGAGGAGUUGGAAGCUAAAAUCCUGGAAAUGCAACACAAGCAACAGCAGCCACAAACGCCGAGAGUCGAUCCAGUGAUGGAGGCGAAAAUUGCCGAGCUUGAGCGAAAAUUGGAGAGUUCGAUGCAAACAAGCGGGCGUACAAUGAACUGGAAAGCGGCUUUCAUUCGCGGUUUGCCGGAGAGCGCCAAAGAGAAACAAAUCAUGCAUCUCGUUCGACUUGUCAAUAUCGAUCCGGAAAAGGAGGAUGUUAGAAUCCAACUCUACACGCCGGCCACUCGCGGCACUUGUUUAGUUACUUUUUCCACAAAGGAAUCUGCGACGAAAUUCAUCAAGAAUUUCGACGGCCAAGAGUUUCUCUCAACCGGCAAAAAGCUUAAAGUCGAACAAGCAAGCUUUGAUUCGAGGAAACAAGCAGCUGAUGGUCAAGCGAAAGGCACUCCGGCAGCCGCGCCAACUUUUGUCGCCGACAAGAAAAAGGUUUUCAUUCGUGGAUUGCCCGUCAAUGUCACACCGGCUGAUGUGACGAAGUGGAUCUUCGAGGACAGCAAGAAACUGCUGGGCAACAGUGUCACUGUAAAGUUGGCCGGUCCUGUUGCUACCUGUAUCGCCAUGUUUCAAGAUGAGGCAAGCGCUAAGAAGAUCCUUGACAAAUGGAACGGGAAAUUGUAUCCGGGCACUUCGAAAGAGUUGAGUGUUGAUUAUUGGAAGGUUUUGGAGGGAUCCAUCUCAAAGAAUGAGCCGAAAAGCCAAAAGAAAGGUGAGAACAACGAGAAAAACGAGCAGAAAUUGAAGCCUCAAAAUCAACAAACACAAAAGGAUCAACAAAAGUCCGAAAUGCAAAAAAGCCUUCCCGGUAACAUUGUUUUCCUUCGAAAUCUCCCCUUGGAGACAACGGAGAGCGAUCUUGUGGUUAUGUUUCAUCAAAGAGCACAAAUAGCUCAAAAUCCUGGAGAUCGACGUAAUAAAAUCGAUUUUCAAGCGGCUGGCGCGAAUGCAAAGUUUAAAUUCGCGAAAAUCACUUUUGUGACUGAUCAGGACGCUCAAAAGAUUGUUCGCGAAUUUGACGGAAAAAAGUUCCCGAAUAGCGACCGAGUGAUGGGCGCCGCAAUUUUUGGCCAGAAGAAGGCCGAGAAAGCGGCAGGCCCGUCCGGUGGUCAAAACAAGAAAAAUAAUCAAACGGCUACGAAUAUCGUUGUGGUGAAAGGUCUCCCGUUCGAGACAACCGUCAACGAUAUUGUCGCCAAAUUUCAUGGGGUUUCCAAAAUUCAAAUGGACCCUAAUGGUUAUGAAAGGGUAACCCUUCACAAGAAUCCGGAUGGCACCCCGACUGGACGGGCCACCAUCGUUUUCAAAGAGGCUGAUGGGGCACAAAAGAUUGUCUUCGAGUUUAACAAUGCCGAUUUUCAAAUUGGACACAGUCGACCUAGAAAGAUUCAGGUCGAAUUGUUCAAUUUCAAACGU